Molecule: messenger RNA, 627 nt
Organism: Metopolophium dirhodum (rose-grain aphid)
Lineage: Eukaryota; Metazoa; Arthropoda; Insecta; Hemiptera; Aphididae
Exons: 1
Coding region: 1-627 (208 amino acids)
Source: RefSeq, a predicted model, not a curated record
AUGACUAUCGACAAGUCACUCCUCUUCAAAAGCCACAUCUGGAAUGCCGCAGCGGAGGCUGAAAAAAUCGACACUCAGCUGUCUAAGAUAAUGCCCAACGUUGGUGGCCCCCGCGAGGAUAGGCGGAGACUUCUGUCAUCUGUCGUGCAUUCGGUGUUACUGUACGGCGCACCCAGCUGGGGCCAUACCCUUGGCGUCGCCCCCGUAAACGUGAAGUUGCUGAAUAGGACACAGCGCAAGAUCCUCCUGCGAUGUACCAGCGCCUAUUGCACGGUGUUGGAGGUAGCAUCCAAUGUCCUCUCGUCGACUCCACCUUAUAACCUCCUCGCUAGGGAGCGUAAAGCCGAGUUUGACGUAAGACGGACGGGGCAAGAUGGCCUACCUCGUAAUGAGCUGAAGAGGCUGACCGUCGCUAAAUGGCAGGCGAGAUGGGACGAUGUUGGCCCCGAGAGUCCGGGACAAUGGACAAGGAGGCUGAUACCGAACCUUACCAAGUGGUGCGCCAGAGGCUUUGGUAGAGUAGACUUCCACCUAUCCCAAUUCCUCUCCGGGCACGGCUGCUUCGGCAAAUACCUCUGCCUAGAGAAGUCGUCCAUCCCGUGUGUGUUGACUGUCAGGACCCAUUGA